CUUUCUUUCUUUCUUUCUUUCUUUCUUUCUUUCUUUCUUUCUUUUGGUUCUUUUUUUCGGAGCUGCGCUUCCUAGGCAAGUGCUCUAACCACUGAGCUAAAUCCCCAAUCCCUCUUUUUUUUUUUUUUUAAAGAUAUGUUUAUUUAUAAUACACUGUAGCUGUCUUCAGACCCACCAGAAGAGGGCAUCAGAUCUCAUCAAGAUGGUUGUGAGCCACCAUGUAGGUGCUGGGAUUUGAAUUCGGGACCUCUGGAAGAGCAGUCAGUGCUCUUAACCACUGAGCCAUCUCUCCAGCCCCUACCCCCGCCUUUCAAAGGCUAGGUUUUACUUUUUGAGAAAGCUCAGCUUAUCUCUUUAAUGCGAUACUUUCUGGUUUUGUGGCCAUCCGAGGCUCUCUUUUUAUCAGAUAUCCGACUGUUAUAGCAUACAGUAGUAGCUACGUCCAUCAUUCCGGGUCCUCCACCCCCAAAGCUGCUCGUUGCGCCCAGCGCUAGAACCCUACGCGGAGCGGAGAGCGCUCUCAGGUCCUCCUCACCAUGGAAGGUCGCUCACCUAGCGUACUGCAGAACCAUUAUCUACUGCCAGCUCCGCCAGCACCCCGGGACCGUACAACGCCCAGCAACAUGAAUGCCUGGAGUGCUGCUGCUCAGCAGGUCCCGGAUGAAACCCAAGAGAGUUCUCCCUGCCUUCGGGUCAAUGCUGACCCGGCUACUCCGCCCGGCCAGGCCACCGGUGCACUCGCAGCGGAAAGUACAACUAGGAGAGUGCGAGAAGGGCGGGACUGCGCUGAGGACCCGCCCCACCCGAGGCCCCACCCCAGGCCACGCCCAAUGCUCCGGACCAUGUGAGGCGCGUGCGCACCGAGGGUCUGGUCGCGUUGCCGUAGUUACUGGAGACGCGCUCCGCCGGGCAGACAGGCGCGCUUCCGGAGCGGGGCGCGGCAGCCGGAAGUGCGUGGCCGCCGGGGCCAUGGCGGCGCUCAGCGUCGUCUGUCUGCUGCUGGCAGCAGCAUCCUGGCGGCCGGUCUCGGCUUCAGGAGAAGAAUUCUGGCCUGGCCAGUCGGCGGCGGACAUCCUGUCGGGGGCGGCAUCCCGCAGACGGUACCUUCUGUAUGAUGUCAACCCCCCGGAAGGCUUUAAUCUCCGCAGGGAUGUCUAUAUCCGGGUGGCAUCCUUGCUAAAGACGCUGCUGAAGACAGAGGAGUGGGUGCUUGUCCUGCCCCCAUGGGGCCGCCUCUACCACUGGCAAAGCCCUGAUAUCCAUCAGGUCCGGAUUCCCUGGUCUGAGUUUUUUGACCUCCCGAGUCUCAAUAAAAACAUCCCCGUUAUAGAGUACGAGCAGUUCAUUGCAGAGUCCGGCGGGCCCUUUAUUGACCAGGUGUACGUCCUGCAAGGCUACGCCGAGGGCUGGAAGGAGGGCACCUGGGAGGAGAAGGUGGACGAGCGGCCCUGCAUAGACCCUCUGCUGUACUCACAGGACAAGCAUGAGUAUUUCAGAGGCUGGUUUUGGGGCUACGAAGAAACACGGGGUCUGAAUGUCUCCUGCCUGUCCGUCCAGGGGUCGGCUUCUGUCAUCGCGCCUGUACUCUUAAAAAACACAUCUGCUCGGUCUGUGAUGCUGGACCGAGCUGAAAACCUGCUUCAUGACCACUAUGGAGGCAGAGAGUACUGGGACACCCGGCGCAGCAUGGUGUUUGCAAAGCACUUGCGGGCCGUGGGAGACGAAUUCAGGAGCCAGCACCUCAACUCCACGGAUGCCGCCGAUAAGAUGGUCCUGGAGGAAGACUGGACCAGGAUGAAGGUCAAACUGGGCUCAGCGCUAGGCGGCCCCUACCUUGGCGUCCACCUGAGAAGGAAGGACUUCAUCUGGGGCCACAGGGAGGAUGUGCCCAGCCUAGAAGGUGCCGUGAAGAAGAUCCGCAGCCUCAUGAAGACUCACCAGCUGGACAAGGUGUUCGUGGCCACAGAUGCCAUCAGGAAGGGAAGAACUGAGGAAGCUGCUGCCGGAAAUGGUGAGGUUUGAGCCCACGUGGGAGGAGCUGGAACUGUACAAGGACGGAGGCGUCGCCAUCAUCGACCAGUGGAUCUGCGCUCAUGCCAGGUGCCUGGGCUCACGGUGCUCUCAGAGGUUCCUGUCACCCCCUACUCAGCAGCCAGAGCAGGUGGUUGUGACCGUCUCCCACCUCUGUCCCCAUUUAGAAAGCUUCGUUGCUUUCUAAACUGUAACACCCAGCCCACCCCGUGUUUCCUUGGGUUGCUGGGAACCGUGGGAUUAGACCCUGCAGGUCUUUUGCACACACAUCCUCCGUGCCGCAUACCUAGACCUCGUCUGCUUUGUCCGUCCAAGAGAGGGGCACUGCCCAGGCUGCUGGCCUCCUUGCUAUGUUUGUGCCGCUGAAGCAACACAGGGCUUCCUGGGGCCAGAGGCCUCAGUGCCACUGCUCCAGGAGACCAGGAGGGCAGCUGGCCUUGUACCGUUCUUCUGUGUGUCAGCUGUAGGAGCCUCAAAGGUGGGCUCAGGUUGGAAUGUCCCGAGUAGAAUGGGAAACGAGGCAGAAAGUGUAGCUUCCCCCUGGCUCCAGACGCUGAGGUGCUCGGAGUGUGCACACAGGGCUAGAGGGCUGCUGUGUGGCCGCCUUGCCCUGCUGCUUUGCUUUUCUGCCGUGCUCUGGCCCGAGAGGUCCCCGCUGACACCAUGCCAGCACCAGGGGUAGGCAGGUGAGGGCCUCAUCGUUGAUCUGCUGUCCACUUCCAGGCAUGGCUUGUUUACUCUGAGUGACGAGAAGAGCCAGGCCCUUCUGUCUUUUUGCCCUGUUAGUGCUGCGAGCUGGCCCUUUCUCUCUGCCUGGGGUUCUUCCCAGGACCUGCUAGACAAAGUGCUUCACACAGCUGGUUGUAGUCGCCUCCACCAUUGGCACCACCCGCCUGAUGCCUCCAUAGGUGGGGCGAGCCUCAGGCCCCGAGUUUCAGGAUAGUCAUGUGACACAGCUCCGCUUGGAUCAGUUGGUUACUUAAGUGCCAUCAGAGGGCCGGGGUAUAGGAGUCAGGGCUGACUGCAUGGCUGUCACCCCAGAACUCUGAAGGAGCCUGGAAAAGGGUCUCCCUUGGCUGUGACAGCAUGUGUGUGGCACCUGCCAUUGUCAGUGUGCCAAGGUGGACUCAAGUCCCUGGUGUUCGUUGCACAGCCAGGUGGAGGUCUGCAAGGCACAGUGGCUGCUGAGGUUUGGGCUGACUGUGCAGGUGCCAGUGCUGAGGGCACCAGAGCCUCUGGUGGGGGGUGUGAGUGUGUGCGCGCGUGUGUGUGUGUGCGCGCGCGUGUGUGUGUGACCAGUGCCAGUCCCUGGUAACGUCUCGGUGCUCUGCAGGUUUUUUAUUGGUACCUCCGUUUCCACGUUUUCCUUUCGGAUUCAUGAAGAGAGAGAGAUCCUGGGGUUGGACCCCAAGACGACAUACAACCGGUUCUGUGGAGACCAGGAGAAAGCGUGCGAGCAGCCCACGCACUGGAAGAUUGCGUACUGAGGGCCACCUAUCCACCACCAGUCACUCGGUCACAGGGUCCCCGAGGAGGCUCCCACUUGGGUAACAACACAUCUGAAGCCCGUGUUCCCUUGUGUCCAUGGGCUGACAUCUACCUGUGUCUAGGCUCUGCCACCUUCAGGAUUCACAAAUGUGUCUUCUCUCAGUACCUGAGAACCCAUGUCCCCAUCACAGAUGUCACAUGCGUGCAAGUCCAGAAAUGGGAGAACAUUUGUCAGCUCCGGCACAAGCCUUUCAACCGCCUUCCUGAGCAAGUUGAGAAUGGCCAGUGUGUGGCAACCCGUACAGGCGUGGAUGCGGGCUCCUGAGGUGUUGGGGUGACUGACUUCUGAGAUCACUUCACACAUGGCCAGUGUGAGCAGACACCAGGUUUUGCCUCAGCCUCCACCUGUAUGGAGGUUCCUUCUGAGUGAACGACUCAGGCACUGCUGUCAUCUGAGUGCUGGGAACCUUAGGACAGCCCUUGAGCCUUGCCAUAGACUCUCUCACCUCACGUGGAUUCCCCAGACUCGUUGCACACUGCUGAGAAAUAGAAUGGAGAGGGAACAGAAGUGGCCUUCAAAAGGCCACAUCUGAGACAUGCCCCUGCUUUAUGAAACCCUUUCCUAGGCCUCACGCUGCACCAUGGGAGGCAGAGUCAGCACAGCCUUGGCCAGGGCAUCCCCAGGUCCUUGACCUGGUGCUUACCAGUACACCCCUCCCCCCAGUGCUGUGCACUGAGCACCCCUGCCCCCUCAGCUACUGCCCAGGUCUCCAUCCCAAGCACCAAGGUAGUCCCUGAGCACAGACUCAGCCAACCAAGUAGAAUCACGUAUUUAUUUUCCAUUUGUACAUCCAAGAGUAUGAAUAAAAUACUUUUUCAAGAAAGCUGCAAUCCUAGAAA
Rattus norvegicus (Norway rat) is the source of this 4419-nucleotide messenger RNA. The record is from RefSeq and is a predicted model, not a curated record. Lineage: Eukaryota; Metazoa; Chordata; Mammalia; Rodentia; Muridae.